Molecule: messenger RNA, 1088 nt
Organism: Dipodomys ordii (Ord's kangaroo rat)
Lineage: Eukaryota; Metazoa; Chordata; Mammalia; Rodentia; Heteromyidae
Product: lipase maturation factor 1-like
Exons: 5
Biological process (GO): protein maturation
Cellular component (GO): endoplasmic reticulum membrane
Source: RefSeq, a predicted model, not a curated record
GAGCCGCACGCUCACACAGGGCCAGGCGGGGGUGGAGGCAGGAGGCUGUACUCGGGCCUGCACCCAUACAGGUGGUCCUCAUCCUCAGCGGGAACCUGAGCUUCCUGAACUGGCUGACCAUGGUGCCCAGCCUCGCCUGCUUCGAUGACGUGGCGCUGGGCUCCCUGUUUCCCUCCGGGCCACAGGGCCUCAAAGACCGUGUCCUGAGGAUGCAGCGGGAGGGGGCCCGCGGGGCCCGGCCAUGGCCGACUCACGGCUCCAGGGUGCGGCAGCUGGUCAACUUGGCGCUGGGCGCCCUGGUGGCCUGGCUCAGCGUGCCCGUGGUCCUCAACCUGCUGAGCUCCAGGCAGGUCAUGAACACCUCCUUCAGCCCACUCAGGAUUGUCAACACCUACGGGGCCUUCGGAAGCAUCACCAAGGAGCGGACGGAGGUGAUCCUGCAGGGCACGGCCAGCCCCAACGCCAGCGCGCCGGAUGCCGUGUGGGAGGACUACGAGUUCAGAUGCAAGCCCGGCGACCCCUGGAGGCGGCCCUGCCUCAUCUCCCCCUACCACUACCGCCUGGACUGGCUCAUGUGGUUCGCCGCCUUCCAGACCUACGAGCACAACGAGUGGAUCCUCCACCUAGCCGGCAAGCUCCUGGCCAAUGAUGCCGAGGCCCUGUCCCUGCUGGCCCUCAACCCCUUCGAGGGCCGGGCCCCUCCCAGAGUAGUGGAAGAGGAGCGGACGCUGCUCCUCGAAGGAUAGCUGACAUCCCAGCCACAGCACACAAGGCCAGGAAGGGAGGCACCUUUGAGACCUCGGGCCCUCCAAGACCCUCCCCCUGCUUCGUUGCUGGAGAUGAAGCAGCAGGAACUCAGAAACGGCCCAGACACGGCCAAAGAGCCCACAGCCAGAAAGGACUGCCUGGGACCCAGGAGGAGGAAGGACGGCACGGGGCCCACCUGACGGGAAGGGCAGAUGAGGACCUGGAUGUCAGGCCUCCCACCCCACGGUGGAAGUGAGCAGAGCCAAGACCCUGCGCCUCCCACCACAGCGCAUCCGUCCCGGCAACACAGCCUCACCUCCCACGGGGACACAUCCUCACCU